This is a messenger RNA of Galleria mellonella (greater wax moth), 6823 nucleotides long. RefSeq names its product semaphorin-5A (gene Sema5c). The record is from RefSeq and is a predicted model, not a curated record. Lineage: Eukaryota; Metazoa; Arthropoda; Insecta; Lepidoptera; Pyralidae. Gene Ontology annotation, biological process: axon guidance; neural crest cell migration; semaphorin-plexin signaling pathway. The transcript is spliced from 20 exons. The coding region runs from base 473 to 3829 and encodes 1118 amino acids. Gene Ontology annotation, molecular function: semaphorin receptor binding; chemorepellent activity.
UCUAUUCGUUUCAUUCACGCACACUGUUGCGUGAUUUGUGGAAGUUGUGAGGCUUGGUUUCUGAUUUUUGUUUUUUUUUUCAUCUCGUCUGUGCUUUGCCAGCCACUUGCUCGCUUGUCCGUCUCUUACUUACAAUUGCUGAACUUUAUAAAGUUACCCAAGAAAUAGUUAUAAUAAAAUAUGUGUAUUGUAAUUCAAAAAGUUGGUUUGUUACAAAGUGUGAAGUGAAAUCUCUGUCAAGUAAGCUCCAGAUGUUGGUGUAAACGGCAAUAACCUCGUUUCGUGUCAACAAAUAAUAAUAAACAGUGUCGAGAACAAGUUAUUGUCGCCGUUUUAACUACAGUAUAUGAUGAAUUAUACUAUGUAAAAUAAUAGAAGACCACAGGAAUGAAUAUCAGAAACAGUGGAACAUGAAAUUUGUUGCGACUUUAUCGGACUUCACCCACUUAUCUUUUAUGGUUAACAGUGAAGUAUGAUGUGGUAUAUGUACAAAGUGGUAGCGCUGGUGUUGCUCUGCGCGCUAAGUAAAGGCGAGCUGCCCGAGGACGACUUCAGGAUAAUAAACAGCCAAGAUGUACUAUCAUCGAACUCGGAUAUCUUUGAAGAUAAAAACAGCAAAUCAUUUUCGCAACUUCUCUUCGAUGUGGCAAGGGACCAGGUGAUCGUGGGCGCAAGGGAUGCACUUUAUCGACUUACGCUCCGAGGCCUCCGGUUGAUUGAGAAGGCGGACUGGCCAGCAGAUGAAAACAAGAUAAAACUAUGCCAAGCGAAGGGCCAAACAGAGGAAGACUGUCACAACUACAUUAAAGUUCUUUUAUCAUAUGGACACAAAUUGUUCGUGUGUGGUACGAACGCUUUUAGCCCAGAAUGCACUUGGAGAGAGAUCGAGUCCAUCCGCAACGCAUCACACCAAAUAACGGGUGUCGCCAGCUGUCCAUACAAUCCACAUUCGAAUGUGACUGCCAUCCUGUCCAACAGUGGGGAGUACUACGCCGGAACGCCUACUGACUUUACAAGUUCCGACACGGCUAUAUGCAGGAGUCGGGGCGCGGGUCCACACAAUGUGACAACACUUCGCACUACGCAGUACGAUCAGAAUUGGUUGAAUGAACCACAGUUCGUUGGCAGUUUCGAAGAUGACAACUUCGUCUAUUUCGUAUUUCGGGAAAUCGCCGUCGAGUUUUUGAAUUGUGGAAAGAUAAUAUACUCGCGUAUCGCUCGCGUGUGCAAAAAUGAUUCCGGCGGACACGUGAUGGGCAAGAACAAUUGGAGUACGUUCCUGAAGGCCCGGCUCAAAUGUCCCGUCCAGGGGGACGUUCCAUUCCACUACGACGAGGUGCAGAGCGUCGAGUAUUUGCCGCAGGAAAAAAUACUUGUUGCAACGUUCACUACUCCCGCGAACAGUAUACCGGGAAGUGCAAUAUGCAUAUAUAGCAUGUCUGAAAUCCAGGCCGCAUUCGAGGGACCUUUCAAAGUGCAAGACUCUCCCACUUCUACUUGGGAACCGCGAUCUCCUUCUAAUCAAGCGAAGGAACACUUCCGAUGCAAACCCGAUUUAAGACCCCAUCAAACAAUAGAAUACUACCGCUAUCAGCUGAUGUACGAGUCAGUGUUGCCUAUAUCUGGGGAGCCCGUGUACAAGAAAACCUUGGAACGGUUCACUCACGUGACAGUGGACGUCACCAGUACCAAGAACGCUGGCAGGCAGUUCGUGGUUUUCGUAGCGACGCAAAGAGGAGAUAUAAUAAAGUUAGCAGUGUUGCCGCGCUUCGAUGGCGCGUGUUUGGUGGAAGUUUGGAAGUUGAGCGACGUGAAGGACGGUUUCGAAAUACAAACUAUGCAAUUUGUGAAAGAAACUAUGUCGGUGUACGUGGGCACGGCGCGCGGCGUUGCGCGGCUGGGCGGCGCGCGCUGCGGCCGGUACGGCGCGCGCGCGGGCUGCGUGGGCGCCGCCGACCCGCACUGCGCGUGGGACGACGCGCGCGACCUCUGCCUGCGCCUCGAGCGCGCGCACGACCCGCGCCUGCUGCAGGACACCGCCGCCUGCCCCGCCGCGCCGCCAGUUGACGGUGGCUGGUCAUCAUGGUCGGAAUGGGAGCAAUGCAUGCAAGAUGGAACGUCGCAGUCUGUCAACGGAGACGAAAAACCGGCGGACAUGUGUUUGUGUCGGACACGCCGUUGUGACAACCCUAAGCCAGCUAAUGGUGGACAGCUUUGUAAAGGCGUGAGUAUAUCGGUGACGAACUGCACGGUGCACGGCGGCUGGUCGGCGUGGUCGGGCUGGUCGGAGUGCAGCGCUACCUGCGGUAUUGCGGUCAAGUCCCGCCGCCGCUCCUGCAGCUCGCCCGCGCCCAGACAUCAAGGCCGCGUCUGUGUCGGACUCGAUACGGAGUACAUGUACUGCACCAGCCUGCCGCCAUGUCCGGAUCCAAAUCUGGUGCCAGUAGACGGAGGUUGGUCAGCAUGGGGUCCAUGGUCCGAAUGCGCUAGUUCCCUCCCGGGGUCCGAGUGCGGCCCUGGGUUUCGUGAGCGACGUCGUAGUUGCACAGAGCCGAUGCCAAGGCACGGUGGCGCCCCUUGUGAUGGCUCGAAGAUAGAGCGUCAGCAAUGCGACCUGCGGCCCUGUCAGACUCAUCAGAAAAAGGCCACCGCUUGGUCGCCUUGGGUGCAAAUUCCAAAUAAUUCCUCAGACGGGGGAUAUGUCGAGAGGCGUUUCAAAUUUGUCUGUAAAGUUCAACCAUCGGAACAAAUAGAUCUGUCAGUGGGGCGUGAGGAGGCGCGGUACUGCACGGCGCGGGGCGCGUGUUCGUCCGCGGGUGGUGCAGGGGGUGCGGGGGGCGCGGGGGGCGCGGACGGCGACCCGUGGGAGGCGUGGGGCGCGUGGGGCGCGUGCUCGGCGGCGUGCGGCGGCGGCCAGCAGCGCCGCGAGCGCCGCUGCCGCCGCCCGCCCUGCGCCGGCCCUGCAGACAUGCUGCGCCCCUGCAACCUGCACGCCUGCUCGGGCGAGUGGUCGUGCUGGAGCGAGUGGAGCGCGUGCUCGGGCGCGUGCGCGGGCGGCGCGGUGUCGGGCUUCCGCAAUCGCACGCGCAUGUGCCUGUCGCCGCGCGGCUGCGCGCACGCCGGCGCCGCGCUCGAGCGCCGCGUCUGUAUCUCCAACUGCGCUACAUCAGAAUCAGGGUGGGGCGAGUGGGGCGAGUGGUCGGAGUGUAUGCAGGGCGAGCGAGUGCGGCGGCGCAGCUGCCCGGGCGGCCGCUGCGUCGGGCCGCAGCUGCAGGUCGCGCGCUGCGCUGACGAUGACGACCUCAUGGACAACGAGCUAUAUGCAAUGCCUGCGUACACUCAAAACGCAGAAUUGGUGUCUUUCGCUUCAUCGCCACGUAACGAAGCGCUAAGUGCGGCCAGUGUCACCGGCUACAUAGCGGUUGCCUUUCUUGUUGGUUGCGUAGUGUCCCUGAUGGGUGCAUUGUUGUGGCGACGCAGCGUGGGCUCCGGCGGCAAGCGGUGGUGGCGGCGGUCGACCCGUGUGCCCUCCAGCCCGCACUAUAUGACGGCCACACAGAACAGCUACGUCACCGUGCCGCUCAAGGAUGUGCCCCGGAAAGCAAAACGUCAGCCGUCCUUUACCGGGAUCGGUGGAUCCAGCGGCAUCCUACUAUCCAAAAGUAACAACAUAUCGAACGCAAACAAUCACAACAACGCAUUGACUACACCCAAGUUGUACCCGAAGGCGAUAGCCAACGAGUAUGACUCUAUGGGAACACUGAAGAGGCAUUCCAACCAACCCAACAAUAAAAGCAAUUUGGAUAUGGAAGAAGAUAAAUUUUAUUGAAUUUUCAAAAGUUGAUUUACAUUUGAAUGAGUGAAUAUUACGAGUGUGAUGUGACUUGUACUAAACACACGUGGACAUGUCUGUCUGAGUGAUGGCUGAAUAACAAGUGUUUAUUUUCGGGAGUACGCUAUCAUAUGAGACAUGUUUCUUAUUCGCAGCUCGAGCUAAACAAGUUUGGAGUGUAAUGUUUUAAUUGUUUAGUGUCAGUUUGUGAAGUUCGGUAAAUAACUCGCUUAUAAAAUACGUCAAGCGUAAUUCUUAUGCUAAUAUUCAAAAUGUUAUUUGCCAAGUAGUAUAUUGUCGAUUCAGAACUUUAUUGUUCAAAUAUGACGUGCUGUUGCUUACAGUGUAAUGAACAGAAAUAAUUUAAACGAUGAUGUGGCAGAUUUAAGAUAUUUAUUUACAUAUUUUUGUCGUAGUGAUGUCUCUAAUGGCUUGUGAAUUAGUAUCAAUUUUUUUUUUAUUAUGAGUGUUUUUCACUCAACGCUAAUAUAUUUAUGAAGAAUGUGUAUACAGAAGAGAAAAUCUAUUAUUUUGUAGGUAUCUACCUACCAAUUAAAUCUCUAGAGGGUUUAUUUGAAUGAAAUAAAAUUCUAUAUUGUUUUACAAAGGUUUAAUUUAAUAAAAAAAUAUGCAUUUUAAUAUCAGUUAAAAUAGUUGAAUUUUUUUUAAUACAGUAAAUUUAAAUAUAAUUUAAAAUAAUAUAUUGAAGGAAUCUCAGUUAUUUUGAUGUGUUUGUUUGUUUGUUUUUAUAAUAUUGAUGUAUUGAAAGUUUUUUUUUUUUAUUUCAUACAUAUAAAUAAUUUUUAUUAUUUAUAUGUAUGCAUGUGUUGUAUUUUUUUUAUAAUAUGAUAUAGUAAUGAAGUUUCAACGAUUACUUUUAAUGAUGGAAUAUUUUAUUAGUAUAUUUGCCUUAUUACGCAAAUCCCAGUACUUACUUAUUAUGUGAUUAUUAAAACUAUAAUUGUUUAUGUAGGUAGCUAAUAAAACUCAGUGCCAUUUUAAAAUUGUAAAUUAAAUGUAUUGAUAAGAUUUACUAAAACGGCGAUUAUUCAUUUUAUAGUGAUUUUUAUAUAGUUUUCAAAUGUGUUAAGUAUAUAAAAAUAUAAAUUAUAUUUUAAAACGAAAAGUAUGUGCCAUGUAAAUAGAUAAUAAGAUUGUAAAUAUAUAUUUUUCUUCAGAAACAUUCAAAGUUCCAAAUACUUUUUUAUUCAAUAUAUAUUAUAUACAAAUGGAUGUGUGUAUAUUUGAUAGACUUCGCCGUUCGAUUGAUUAAGACGCGCUUUGACACAUAUUUUAAACGAGGUUCUUGUGAUGUUGUUUACAUUGUUGUAGUUCGUAAGUAGGUGGCAAUAUUGUAUAUAAAUAUAAAUAUAUUAAAAUUGCACUAUAUAUAUAUAUAUAUAUAUAUAUAUAUAUAUAUAUAUAUAUAUAUAUAUAUAAUAAUAUAUAUACAAUAUAUUUUAGCUUUAUCAAUCGUAUUCUAACUCGCCACUAGAUGGUGUUGCAGUACGUCAAUUUCUAACAUGCAGAUCGUCCAUUUUUAUAUAAUAUAGAAAAAUAAAUAUACACAAUACAACCUUUACCAGGUUUUUUAGGUAUAUACAAAACAGUACAAAAUUUAUGUGCCUUCACGACAAUGUUCACGGAAUAGAUAUAUACAUAUAAAAUAUUUAUAAAUUGCCUAUACAUAUUUUGUUGAAUGUAUUUCAACAUUUUACGCGGCUCAUGUUGAGCCAAAUUUGUUAUUAAGUAAGUUUUUAAGUACGGUUGUUUGGUAUGUAGACUGUAUAGUACUCUUUUGAGGGAAAAGCGGUUAAUGUUAUUAUGGGCAUUAUCAAAUACACCAGUUUCAUAAUGAUAAACUAAGAGUAUAAGCAAAUGCCGUUACAGUGCAAAAAAUAAAAAUAAAAUAUUAAGAAAAAUAAUUUUACUAUAUAUAGAGAAUAGUCAUGGCAUUUAUUUUCAGGUGGCAAUACAGCCGUAGGAUCGGUAUGAAAAUAUUUGAAUUUAGAACACGAAAUCGUAAAUUUAAAAAAUGACCAAAAUAUUUUGUUAUAGAUAUUUUUUUCUUUUUAAAGAUUCUUUUUAUAAAUAUUUUAUGGCUUGUUUGUUAAAGAUUUUUCAAUAACAUUCUGAUGGCAUUGGUCCUUAGAUUUAUCUGUCAUCAAUAUAGAUGCAAAUCGUAUCCUUAAUUUUAGUACUAUGUGGUCUAUCAAACCGAGUCUUUUGUAUUUUUCUAAUGUUUACAAUAUAAAAUUUGUUAUAAUGUUAGCCUUAAGAGAGACUGAGAAUCGAUGGCUUAGAUAAUAUGUUUUAGAACUUGUUAUUUCUAUUAUAUUUCUAUAUCUUUCAUAUACAGUAUCUUUUAUACCACCUUUGCGGCUAGAUCCUAAAUGUAUAUCAAUCUGAAACAAAAUGAAUAGUAUAAAUGUAAAAGACAUUCCUAUGUUAUUUAAUCAAGUACUCGUGAAUGGAAGACCGGGUUUGCAUAUUCGGUAGAAAUAUAACCAGAUUAAACAAAUUUAGCACUUUUUGUCUUUAUUAACGAAGGUUUAAGCCCGGCACAUAGAUAGUAUAUGAAUAUAAUUUUAAAUUGUACAUUAUUGCGCCUGCGCACUUUUCCUUUAAGAAAAUAGAUUUUUUUAUAUUUCGAAUUUCCCGAGAAUAAAAUAAUUCAAAUUUAUUAACUGCAUAUAAAGGUUUCAUAUUGGUACACCUUUCAGGUCUAAGCCUGUUCAAAAUAUAGAUGUUAUGGUUGUAUUGAACGUGGAAGGAUAAUGUCUAUUGCUCAAUGAUAUACUACUUAAUGCUUUGUUACAAUGAAAAAUUUCAAUUGGUUAUUACUAACCACUUUAAUGUUUUACGUUUAAUAUAAAAUAAAUUUUGAAAGUUUUAAAAUUAGAAACGAGCGCAGUUCCAAUGAGAGGACACGCUCUUAAAACAAUACCAGUGAUUCAAAUUAUAUAUUAGUAAUUAUAUUAAUGCUAAUGU